UGUAUCACUUGAUGGAGCCUACGUACCACAGUUUGAGAAUGUGCUGUAUGGAUCAUCAAUAGAUAGAUUUUGAUUGACACUUUUACAGAACGAUCAUACAUCAGUGACUUGCAGUACAAUCAUACAUGCUAACAAUGAAAAACGUUAAGACCCAAAACUAUCGGAUUACUACUUAACGUGACGUCGUGCGUGACAGCAGCCAGCAGCCACGCAACCGUGCGUCUGCUGCUAUUUUUUUCCAUCCAAAACAGUCUAUUUUUAAAACAGGGGGUUGCACCCUUCUGUGAUGCACUGACAGGAAAGACAUCAUCAGAAGUAGCAGCACACACACAAGAAGCUUGAAGCAUUUCUUCAUUUCCAGGAUGCCUUUCGCGUCAGUGCGUAUUUGCGCAUGAGUCCACCCAACUGCGGUUUUGUGCAUUUUCAUUUGUCGCGAAAACAUGUAUCGGAUUCCAGCGUGUGCGUGUGUAGAGUCGCUAUGACGGCCGGCAGCGGGGCUAUGGGUGCAUUUACGGAAAGAGUGGAUAUCUGAGGACACCAUGCACGCCGUGGACGUAGCUGCUUCCGUGUUGCUCUCGGCCAUCAUUGCGGUGUCGCUGCUGUCCAACCUUGUGGUGCUGAUCUGCUUCCUCUACAACCCGGAGAUCCGCAAGCAAGUCCCCGCUCUUUUCAUUCUCAACUUGACCUUCUGCAACCUGUUGCAAAGUGUCUCCAACAUGCCGCUCACCCUGAUGGAGCUCCUCACAGCCGGGCACCACAAGAGCCAUGCGGGAGGGGGAGGUUUCUGUCAAAUCGUAGGCUUCCUGGACACUUUCCUCACCACCAACUCCAUGCUGACAAUGGCGGCGCUCAGCAUCGACCGGUGGGUGGCGGUGGUCUUCCCGCUGAGUUACCACUCCAGGAUACGGCACCGGGACGCGGUGAUGGCGCUGGGAUACACUUGGGCGCACUCGCUGUGCUUCUCCACCGCCGCCUCCUGCCGCUCAUGGGUGGGCUACCACCAGCUUUACGCGUCAUGCACCCUCCGGGGCGUCAGGGCCAAGGCAGGCGGGUUGCACUUUGUCAUCUUCACCGUGGCUCUGCAUACCUUCACCUUCCUCCUCGCCCUGGUGGCUAUGUGUGUGACCUACCUGAAGGUGCUGAAAGUGGCCAGGUUCCACUGCAAGCGCAUCGACGUGAUCACCAUGCAGACCUUGCUGCUGCUCGUGGACAUUCACCCCAGUGUGCGCCAGAAAUGCUUGGAUGAACAGAAGCGAAGGAGGCAGAGGGCCACCAACAAGAUCAGCACAUUCAUCGGCACGUUUGUGGUGUGCUUCACCCCUUAUGUCAUUACCAGAAUUGUAGAGCUCUUCUCCCCGGAGCCCAUCAACCCUCACUGGGGGGUGCUGUCCAAAUGUUUGGUCUACGGCAAAGCAGCGAGCGACCCCUUUGUCUACUCGCUGCUGCGACACCAGUACAGGAAAACCUGCAGCCUCCUGGCUCACAAAGUCCUCCGCAGGAGUCAGCGGGACUCAUUCUCCCCCGGACUGGAGGGGAAUGCCAAGAGAAAUGACAUCCAAGAGGCCACCAGCGCUACAGAGAGCGUCCAAGCAUGCGGCAGCAAGCCAUCACUUGUCCAGUGAGGCAGAGACGAUGAUUGUAUUUGUACCUACUGAGAGUGUCUUGGUGUUUGAUCUUUGAGGUCCAACGAGUGGCAUAUAAGUGAUUAUGUCCCUGUUCCACUGCAUGCUGCCUACUUGGAUCAGCACGGUUCUUUUUGCUAUAUUGACCAUUUUCCACGGGCACCACCACAUUCUAUUUCUCAUAGCUGGUUAGUCAGGAGUCCAAGAGACGACACCAUGACGUCCUCUAAACCGCUGCUGGUCUCUCAUCGGUUGAACGGAUGAGCCGUGCUUUUGUAACAUUUGAAAUAUGUCUCAAAAUGAGAAACGCAUGACUAAACUUCGCAGUCACCGCUUUCCAGCAGCGCCCUGGUUUCCUGCUGCCCUCAGUCUCGUGCUGCCCUCAGUCUCCUGUCGGAUAAAAAUGCUCACCCUGUUGUGGCAAACUGAACUCUGGCACAGAGGAUGCAAUGCAGAGCAACAACAUAUCGUCAGAUUCGUGUUCCUGGUCAUUUAACAGUCUUGUUGCUAGGCAGAGUUCAUCAGGCUCAAGCAUAACAGCCCCAUUGGCCAAUAAAAAAGAGCCAGUCACUCCCAGUAUGGUAGACAUUAUAUAUACUUGUCGUAGACAUAAUAAGAGAAAAUAAGCCAUCUUAGACAUAAAGAAGAUAAGAUAUUCUUACACGUUAGCAUGGACUGCGUACUUGGUUGCUGUUGUCUCGUCAAUGUAAACGACACCGAGAGACCAGUGUAGAAUACUACUCUGCCUAUGAUAAGGACAUGCUCAUGAUGCACUUCAAUUGCUUUAUUAACAAGCAGACAACGCAUGCAGUCAACCUUAACACAGGAGCUGCUGUCGGCCACUCUCUACACUGCUAACCUGCUGCUAGCGCUCAGCUAACAGGCAACUCUAGCCAGCUGAUGUCACUUCCCAGGCCCUGCUUCUCAAAGGCACACAAAACAAGUCACAGACACUGUAUUAAAUUUGCUGUUUUUUUACUAAUAUUAGACCGUAUUCAGCCAUAAAACAGCAAUAAUUUAUUCAUUCAUUAAUUUUGGGAAAAAACACUAUAGAGUGAGGGCGCAAUCUUCGAACUGCGGUGUAGCGAGGGAUGACUGUAUCUCCAAAUUUUCUGAGUUAAUGUAUCCGAACUAUGAAGAAAAAUGAUCCAAACAAAUUGGAAUCCAUGCUUUUCCUGAACGUUCCAUGUAUGGCGUCACUCACGGCCACAAAGAAAGCUCGAGCAUUGCUGUCGCUAGUCAAACGGGACUCAUGGGACCACACUAAAACAUCCCAACUGGAUGCGAUGAUUAAAAUUGAAGCAUAACCUCAAUGAAAAUCCCCCCUGGCCGGAUUAGACGUGCUGUAUGUGUUCAUGUGUUCAGGGGAUAAUGUAAAACGUGAUGGCGAUUAGGGACAGUAUAGCGGUGAAUGACAUAGGUUUGUAUGAUUAUGAUUCUGAUUAUUAUGAUGGAGCUCUCUGGCAUAUGAGUUCCAAGUGCCUUUCAGACAAUGACUUGGGAUCAAACACAUAACGUUUGUAUUGUUUACGUGUUGUUUUCGCAGCUCGAUGUAAGGUUGGUGAAACAGGUACGUGAGGAUUCAGCGAUGUGCUGUUGACGUUCUACCUCAUGCCACAUUUAGUGACAUCAGGUUUGUAAAAAAAGAAAAAAAAGACUCGGUAUCGGUAGCGCUGAUGAUGAAUUCAGGAUGUCGUAUUUGAAUGAGCAGUGUGACAAUGAAGCGUUGAAGUUGCAUUAAUGUACUUAUUUUUAUCAAACUGUAUGAAAACUGUUUCAAUAAAGGCUGUGCAAUGUGACGUUCUAGAUGGUAAACAUCUUAGUUCACGCUGCCAAAUGUGUGCAUUUAAUUUAAUUUAAUUGAAGAAAUAACUUAGAGGCUGAGGUAUAAGAGUUGUGCAAUAUGAUCAUCCAUCCAUCUUCUACCACUUACCCGAAGUCCCUGAACACCCCCACUGGGAGGCGUACUGACCAGAUGCCCAGAUUUACCUCCACCUCUACCUCCACCUCCACCUCUACCUCCACCUCGACCUCCACCUCUACCUUCAC
Dunckerocampus dactyliophorus (ringed pipefish) is the source of this 3671-nucleotide messenger RNA. RefSeq names its product G-protein coupled receptor 26-like. Gene Ontology annotation, biological process: adenylate cyclase-activating G protein-coupled receptor signaling pathway. The coding region runs from base 540 to 1622 and encodes 360 amino acids. NCBI's taxonomy places the organism in Eukaryota, Metazoa, Chordata, Actinopteri, Syngnathiformes, Syngnathidae. The record is from RefSeq and is a predicted model, not a curated record. Gene Ontology annotation, cellular component: membrane. The transcript has 3 exons. Gene Ontology annotation, molecular function: G protein-coupled receptor activity.